Molecule: messenger RNA, 1294 nt
Organism: Fopius arisanus
Lineage: Eukaryota; Metazoa; Arthropoda; Insecta; Hymenoptera; Braconidae
Product: probable histone-lysine N-methyltransferase set-23
Exons: 1
Coding region: 17-784 (255 amino acids)
Cellular component (GO): nucleus
Molecular function (GO): protein binding; zinc ion binding; histone methyltransferase activity
Source: RefSeq, a predicted model, not a curated record
CAUAGAAAAUAAAAUCAUGGAAAUAGCCAGGGGAGAGUCGGACAAUUACGACCACCCAAUUCCCUCUGUAAUGUACAUCACUACGAAUAUCCCGGGUGUAGGGAUAAACGCGAGAGACUUUGAAUCUGAAUUCUCUGUUGGAUGUUCGUGUACAGAGAUAUGCGAAGAGUCUUGCUCAUGUAUGAGAGGAAUUGUCAAUUACAUCAACGAUCGAUUAAAUCCUGAUAAAAAAUCAGGUUUAAUUUUAGAAUGUAAUCCAGCAUGUUCCUGUCUUCAAAGCUGCAGCAACAGAUUGGUUCAAAGUGGUCCACUGACUUGUCUGGAACCUUUUCAGACUCCUGCAAAAGGAAUUGCACUCAGAACAAAUGAAUUUAUAUUGGAAAACCAAUUUAUCUGUGAAUAUGCUGGCGAGGUGAUUGGAAUUGAUGAAGCUAGGAAAAGAAUGGAGGAUAAUAGAAUCAAAAAGAAAAUGAAUUAUAUUCUUGUAGUGACUGAGCAUGUUGGCGAUAGGAAGAUAACAACUUGCAUUGAUCCAAGCAUCUUUGGGAAUAUUGGAAGAUACUGCAAUCAUAGUUGUCAGCCGAAUGCUAAUCUCGUGCCUGUGAGGGUGGAGGGACUCGUUCCAAGAUUGUGUUUAUUUGCAAGUAGAAAUAUUCAAAUGCGAGAAGAAAUUACAUUUGAUUAUGGAGGUGGACUUGAGAAAGAUGAAAAAAAUUUCAGUGAGACUGUCUGUCUGUGUGGAUCUAGUGGCUGCAGUGGAUUUUUACCCCAUCAUCCCGUUUGAAUUUUUAUUCAAUUUUGAGUGAAGACUUUAUUUUUUUUUGCAAAAGUAAUAGAGUGUGGAAAUGCAUUCAGAAAAUCAGGAUCACGAGUUUUUGUGCACAAGUCUUGAAUAUUUAAAACCCUCCAGAUGUAAAUAAUACAAAUCCGAUGAUCCACUUAUGGUGGAAGAAAACUGUCAACGAAUAACUAAUAAAACUAUUUUUUUUUAGAAUUAAAUAGAAGUUCAAUUGGAUUUUAUGAUCAUAUGAAGCAUUUAUGAAAUAUAAAAAGGAAUUCUAGUUAAGAUGAUGGAAUACAUGGCAAUAUUAUCAAGCAUAUGAGUUUUUUCUUCAAAUCAACUUCGUUAUAUGUCGUGUCAUUAAAUAUUAAAUGAAACGAUCCACCAAUAAAUACCUCGAGAAAAUUUAUGAACGAAUAAGAAUGAUUGUUUAUGGUUAAGACAAAAAUUUAACUAUGAGUUGUUCACGAAUUUUAAAUUGUUUAUUAUUAAUAAAUACUGUGUAUUGACUAA